Molecule: messenger RNA, 699 nt
Organism: Penicillium egyptiacum
Lineage: Eukaryota; Fungi; Ascomycota; Eurotiomycetes; Eurotiales; Aspergillaceae
Source: the annotation of a GenBank genome assembly
AUGGAAGCUCAUCCAGUUCUUCCCAAGAUGAUUGGUGAAACGAUCACCACACCCUCCCCGAACCUUCCGGACUCUACUCUUUAUCCCCGUCGCGACUGGGUCAUCAUCGAAAAGCUGAGUGAGCAUCCACGCCCGGUUACCCCCAAAGAUUUUGACGAUGGAAUGGGCCCCGCAUACACCGCUGGAAAAUAUCUUUGUCGCCUUGCAGGUUCCAGAGGCCAUAACAAGCUUGCCUUUAUGCGCAUCUACAAACAAAUUCCUCUAGCUGCUGGCACUGAACUUGACAACUCGAGCGUUCGCAAGGCACAGGCCUCCAAGCCACGAGACCACGUGGAGCUCCAUGCCUUGAAGCGUCUUACAAAGAACAGGUGUACUGCUACCCCCAAACUCCUUGAAUAUCAAAUUGACAAGCAAGACGAGAACGACCUUGCCCCCGGCGGAUAUAUCAUCCACCUUUUCUGGAGCCUUCCCUACAGCCGACGAGAAAGCAUCCGCAAGAAGGUCAAAAUGGCCUGCACCAAAGUCUCCGGUUUCAGGCGGGCUGACCGCAUCUCCCCAGACACGAAAUGGGACGACUACAACUUUGUGAGAUUUUUGCUAGUUCUCAACUCCCCGGCCCGGUACAAGUACCUUUCCAUCAAGGCGAAGGAUCUCAAAAGUGACAAAACAGUCGCUGGGAGUGGUGAGAAGGAGGAUUGA